This is a messenger RNA of Menidia menidia (Atlantic silverside), 1081 nucleotides long. NCBI's taxonomy places the organism in Eukaryota, Metazoa, Chordata, Actinopteri, Atheriniformes, Atherinopsidae. The record is from the annotation of a GenBank genome assembly.
UGCUUUGUAAAAUGAUUAAAGAUGGGAUGUGGAUAUUACUGAGGUGCAACGUGGGAACAAAACAAAAAAACAUGACAUCCAUGGAUGCUGAGUGAUGUCAUCAGCCACAAUGUGAGUUCUCGCGAUAACAGCAUCCUGUUGCUCUCUGCGCAUGUUGGUUGACAGUUCAGGUAUCACGCAGUCAAGCUGUUCGGGUUUCUGCUGUUUUUCUUAUGAUGGAAGUGGAUGCCCUUGGAGCCCUCGAUGAGGCAGAGAGACCAAAACAUCGCCCUUUUUUAAUUGGGGUCAGCGGGGGAACGGCGAGCGGAAAGUCAACAGUUUGCGCAAAGAUAAUGGAGCUUCUGGGCCAGAACAAAGUGGACCACCGCCAGAGGAAGGUAGCCAUCAUAAGUCAGGACAGCUUCUACAAGGUUCUGACUCCGGAUCAGAAAGCCAAAGCCCUUAAAGGCCAGUAUAACUUUGAUCACCCAGAGGCAUUUGACAAUGACCUAAUGUACAAGACUCUGAAGGAUAUUGUGGAAGGGAAGGUGGUUGAAGUGCCAACAUAUGACUUUGUCACCCAUUCCAGGUUGGAAGACAUAAUCACGGUUUACCCAGCAGACGUCGUUCUAUUCGAGGGGAUCCUCGUCUUCUACCCCCAGAAAGUGCGCGACAUGUUCCACAUGAAGCUCUUCGUCGACACGGAUUCGGACGUCCGACUGUCCCGCAGAGUCCUGCGAGACAUGAGCAGAGGGAGAGACCUGGAGCAGAUCCUCAGUCAGUACACAACAUUUGUGAAGCCCGCUUUUGAGGAGUUCUGUUUGCCUACUAAAAAGUAUGCAGACGUCAUCAUUCCAAGAGGAGUUGACAAUAUGGUGGCCAUCAACCUCAUUGUGCAGCACAUUCAGGAUAUUCUGAACGGUGACAUUUGUAAAUGGCAGCGAGGAUCCCUUAAUGGCCAGGCCCGGGGAUUCAAACGGGCCCUGUCUGAGCAGUGCGACCUGCAGAAUGGAACCUCCAACCCCCCAACAAAGAGGUCUCUGCAUGAGCCCAGCAGUCGACCUCACUGAGACUGAGACUCUAUGUGUGUGUGUGUGUGUGU